This is a messenger RNA of Halichondria panicea, 902 nucleotides long. RefSeq lists its product as uncharacterized. The record is from RefSeq and is a predicted model, not a curated record. NCBI's taxonomy places the organism in Eukaryota, Metazoa, Porifera, Demospongiae, Suberitida, Halichondriidae. Bases 136 to 705 code for a protein of 189 amino acids. The transcript has a single exon.
GGGAGACUAACUGGAAUCAAACACCGUAUGCAUGGAGUAAAAGCAGUAGUAACAUUGGUAGGAAACUCGUGCACUAUAAAAGUGAUCAACUAAGAAACAGAAAUAAGAAUAAUUACAGUACGUUAACGUUCCAAAAUGAAGACAGCCAUUGCUCUGAUAGCACUGAUCUCUCUCACCAGCAGCCUGGUGUGGGCUGUACCAAAUCAGCAGGACGUUCAAGAAAUCCUGGGAAAUGCUCGAGACGCAACAGAGCAAGACGAGGAUGAUGUAGACCUUCAGUCGCUACUGGCAGCUGCUCAAGAUGAUGACGAAAACGAUGAAGAUGAAGAUAUGUCAGCACUCGACUCUCUAAUGGCUGCUGCACAAGAUGACGAUGGAGAUGAUAGUGAUGUUAAUAUGAAAGCUCUGAUGUCACUAGCUCAAGGCGAUAAAAACGACAAGGCUACAAGUCAGAAAAGAAUUAUAUCUAGGCCUUGGUCGUGUUAUCGCCACAACACACAUAACAGCGGCUAUUAUGCCAGCUAUUACAAGCGAUACUACAACAACUAUUACAAGAACUAUUACAGCAAGUUGUAUAAGGGAGCAAAAGCGUAUGGUGACUUUGGAUACAAAGUGCUGAAUUUUAUCAAGAGCUACACGAAUAGGAACUUCCCCUACAUGUACAAGAAGUACAGGUACUACCGUGGUAUCAAAAUCAAGGGAUAAGCUUUUUCAAGCAGCUGCAUGCAUGCUGACAUAAACUUGGAGUAGGAGUAGAUUAGUGCAUAAUUAUAUAGACUGAACAGAAUUGAUAUGCAAUGAUUGAUGUAUAUAGUAAUCCUAUAUACAGGCUGACUAUUAUAUGCAAGUCAGUGUCGUAGUAAAUUAUCUAGAAAUGCGUGAUUAUUGUGUUCAUAAACAGA